Molecule: messenger RNA, 867 nt
Organism: Enterobius vermicularis (human pinworm)
Lineage: Eukaryota; Metazoa; Nematoda; Chromadorea; Rhabditida; Oxyuridae
Source: the annotation of a GenBank genome assembly
AUGAAAGUUCUUCUGUUGGCUGUCUGCUUGUUACCAGCUGCAAAUGCAUUCUUAUUUGGUCUCGGCACUGGUUGCUGCUGUGGCUGUGGAAUUCCACAACCAGCAAGUUGCGGAUGCCCAGUUAGGUGCCCAGCUCCAGCUCCAUGCCCACCACCAAUUUGCCCAAUCUGUCAAGUAUGCCCACCACCACCAGUUUGUCCACCAGCACCGGUAGCUGUCUGCCCUCAACCUGAGCCUGUAUAUUAUGCUCAACCAUGCAGUCAACCACCGUGUCCACAACAGCAGUCAAGCUACAUUUAUGGCGGUGCCGGAAACAGCUAUGCUACAGUCCCACAAACCUAUCCACAGCCGCCACAACCUCAGUAUCCACCACAGCAAGCUCCAGCACCACAAGCUCAGUACGAUGUUGGACCAGCACCAGAACCACAAUACUCACUGAACAACGCUAAUCCCUUCAUUCAACCAGAUGCUGAUAUCCCACAAGGAGUUGCCAACGGUCAAACACCUCAGCACAUUAUUGCCGAAGUUUAUGAUCGUCCUGCUGAGGCUGGCAAUACAGCUACUCAAGUUCUUACUGUUAAAGCCGCAAAAGUUGAUGAAGCUCAAAGAAAAAUUCGUAAUGUUGCUACUGCUGAUGAUCCAAAAUGUAACAGCAAGGCACUCAAGAGCCUGAUUGUUAAGAAUAUCGUUGCUGAAGAUGCUGUAGCUUCAAAACGUGCUAUCCAUAAGGCAGCCAUUGAAGAAAUCACCGACAGUGUUGUUGAUAUCAUCUGUUCUGAUGCCGGCUUCACAUAUAUUGUUAGCACAGCUGAACACUGUGAAGCUCAACGUGACAAAGUCAUCUGCUUCGUCUACAAGAAACCAUAG